AUGGCUCAUGCUAAGAUCUCCAUGUAUCUACCUCCCAACAUCAAUCCUGCCCAGGCUGAAAUUGCCUAUGGCUGCCUAGCCCUGCCCAAGCUGAACAGAGAACUGCAAUCAGCCGUCCUGCUGACAAGACAGAAAGCCCUUGUGGCCCUAUGUGACCUCAUGCAUGACCCCGAGUAUGUCUACGAGGCCAUCCAGAUAGGUUGUCUGGAGAGCCUGAAGGGCUUGCUGAAGGAUGGUGAUGACCUGGUACGGAUAAAGACCACUGAGGUGCUCCACAUCAUAGCGACCCAUAGUGUGGGCAGAAUCAGCUUUUUAGAGCAUGACAUCAUCUUUGCCCUGUCCUUCCUGCUGAGUGACCCCAACAACCGCUGCCGGGAGAACAUGCACCUUGCCUUCAAACACCUGUCUCAACUGCCCGCAG
Messenger RNA from Dipodomys ordii (Ord's kangaroo rat), 421 nucleotides. RefSeq names its product radial spoke head 14 homolog (Chlamydomonas) (gene Rsph14). The annotation marks the transcript as partial. The record is from RefSeq and is a predicted model, not a curated record. Lineage: Eukaryota; Metazoa; Chordata; Mammalia; Rodentia; Heteromyidae. The transcript has 3 exons.